AUGCCUCCAUGGCUCGAACGACCCCCACUUUUCGUCAAACGACUGUCGGCCUUGCGCAAGGAAGAACUGCAACGACUGGCCGCCCACUUAGGGCUCGAGGAGGAGGGCACGGUGGCGGCCCUCAAAGCCAGGGCGAGGCAGAAACUCCUAGCCGACAUCAAAUUCUACAUGGCACACCCCGACUUCAAGGCCCUAUUCACGAGGCAAGAACUUGCGGAAAUCAUCGACAACGCGUCGAGUACUUCGAACUCCACCUUCGAAGGACGAAGACAGUAG
Messenger RNA from Punctularia strigosozonata HHB-11173 SS5, 276 nucleotides. RefSeq lists its product as uncharacterized. NCBI's taxonomy places the organism in Eukaryota, Fungi, Basidiomycota, Agaricomycetes, Corticiales, Punctulariaceae. The transcript is spliced from 2 exons. The coding region runs from base 1 to 276 and encodes 91 amino acids. The record is from RefSeq and is a predicted model, not a curated record.